GUUGCAAGCGUCUUUUAUAAGUUGUGACUAGUGAAAGUAUGGACUCUCGUAAAACAAAUGUAGUUUGAAACCGUUCAAAAUUUUGAAGCAGUACAACAGUGUUUUAAAUGGGAGCUUUUUUAGAUAAACCAAAGACCGAGAAGGAAACAAACACAGGCGAGGGUAAUGGACUUCGUUUUGGUGUUGCAUCGAUGCAGGGUUGGCGAGUUGAGAUGGAGGAUGCUCAUACAGCUAAAAUAGGCUUGAACGACCAGCUCCAAGACUGGUCAUUUUUCGGGGUUUUUGAUGGACAUGCAGGCGAAAAUGUUAGUAAAUAUUGUGCCGAGAACCUUCAUGAGUUCAUUAUCAAAAACGAAAACUUUAAAAAGGCUGUCAAAGAUAGAUCGCCUUCGCCUGAUCUCAACCUUUUGGAGCAAGGCAUCGUAGACGGGUUUUUGGAACUGGAUGACGCUAUGCGGAGCCUUCCUAACUGGUGUAGUGGCGAAGAUAAAAGUGGGUCUACAGCUGUUACGUUAUUAGUUACUCCUUCAUACUUCAUUUUUGCAAAUUGUGGAGAUUCAAGAGGAAUUCUGUGCCACAACGGCGAAGUCUUGUAUAAUACGAUAGACCAUAAGCCGAGCCAUACGAACGAGAAGGACCGAAUUGAGAGAGCUGGUGGUAGCGUUAUGAUUCAACGAAUAAAUGGUGCUUUAGCGGUUUCCAGGGCUUUGGGAGACUUUGAGUACAAAUUAGACCAAAACCUUGGUCCAAAAUGUCAAYUAGUCUCUCCAGAGCCAGAGGUUUACUUCCAAAGCAGAGGAGAAAGUGAUGAGUUUGUUGUGUUGGCGUGUGACGGAAUAUGGGAUGUGAUGGCGAAUUGUGAGGUCGCUUCUUUCGUUCGCUCUCGGCUCCAACUAACCGAUGAUUUGUCCAAGAUAUGCUGUGAGUUACUGGACACUUGCCUAACAAAGGGAAGCCGUGAUAACAUGAGUGUCAUAAUUGUAUCGUUACCUGGRUCGCCUAAAGUCUCUGAAGAAGCCAUCAAAAAUGAAGAAAAAGUUGAAGCAGAAAUAGAGAAAAAACUUACAGCCCUUGUUGAACAAGAAAAUGAUUUAACACAUGUUGAUGUAAGCUUUGCUAUGGCAAGCCUUUCUGCUGAAGAAAUCGAGGGGCUUCCUCCAGGAGGCGGCAUUGAGUCAAAGGCAUCUGUAAUUCGAACCAUUCUUGAUAGACUGAUUGAACAAAAAAACAAGGAAAGGGGCUCAACAUAUGAUGAGUCUUCUAAAAUCGACGAAGACUGACCAUGUGGAAUUCACCGUCUGAAAGUAAGACAUAGGUCUGUGUAGUCGAAAUGCUGAGCAUACAAACUGAUUAGUGUUUAUAGACGUACAGAUAUUUCAUACAAAGCAAUAGCAGGAAUCUAUAUUAUAACCACAUCAGUAGAGCUUUCUGUGAUGUCAUGCGACCUCMAGCGUGUAAAAAUUGCACCAGAUAUCAAMGUUUGUGUGGAGUGCUAAGCGUCUUUUUAGUUUUCAUAUUAUGUAACCCAAUACAUGUAACCAAUAGUAGGAAUUGAUUAAAAAAASWACCCAAAGAUAUGUUUUA
Molecule: messenger RNA, 1584 nt
Organism: Exaiptasia diaphana
Lineage: Eukaryota; Metazoa; Cnidaria; Anthozoa; Actiniaria; Aiptasiidae
Product: protein phosphatase 1B
Exons: 6
Coding region: 108-1280 (390 amino acids)
Biological process (GO): protein dephosphorylation
Cellular component (GO): nucleus; cytosol
Molecular function (GO): magnesium ion binding; protein serine/threonine phosphatase activity; manganese ion binding
Source: RefSeq, a predicted model, not a curated record